This is a messenger RNA of Agrilus planipennis (emerald ash borer), 1188 nucleotides long. RefSeq names its product ataxin-3. The record is from RefSeq and is a predicted model, not a curated record. Gene Ontology annotation, biological process: protein deubiquitination. Gene Ontology annotation, molecular function: cysteine-type deubiquitinase activity. The transcript is spliced from 3 exons. Gene Ontology annotation, cellular component: nucleus. NCBI's taxonomy places the organism in Eukaryota, Metazoa, Arthropoda, Insecta, Coleoptera, Buprestidae. Bases 106 to 999 code for a protein of 297 amino acids.
CAAAUAUUUCACACAUGACGUAUUUAAAGUCGUCGAUUUUUAAGGAAUUUCAAUAUAUUUAUUAUUAUAAAAAUAGGCCGCAUUGUCUUUGUCCAACGGGAUAGGAUGGAAACCAUUUUUCACGAAAAACAAGAAGGUUCGUUGUGUGCUCAACAUUGCCUUAAUGCUUUAUUGCAAGGGGCCUAUUUUACACCCGUAGACUUAAGUUCUCUUGCUCAAAGGAUGGAUGAAGAAGAACGCCUUCGGAUGGCAGAAAGUGGUGAAGAUUCUGAAGAAUAUCAGAGGUUCCUUCAACAGCCUUCAGGUAACAUGGAUGACAGUGGUUACUUUUCAAUUCAAGUGAUUAGUGCUGCACUGGAAGUGUGGGGUUUAGAAUUAGUGCCUUACUCGAGUACAGACGAACGGGUGAAGGAAGCUCUGAACGAUCCAACCAAAAUGCAAGCGUUUAUUUGUAAUUACAGGGACCACUGGUUCACUAUACGGCGUAUAGGUAGACAGUGGUUUAAUUUGAACUCGUUACUUUCUAAACCACAACUCAUUUCUGACACUUAUUUAUCAUUAUUUCUGGCACAGUUGAAAAAUGAGGGAUAUUCAAUAUUUGUAGUGUUAGGUGAAUUACCUGAAUGUGUGGCUGAUCAGGUUUUGAAACAGAGACCUAUUCAAUCAAAUCCCAGAUCUGUAGUCACCGCAGCUCAAUCUCAGAAUGAAGAGGAAGAUCCUGACUUACAGGCUGCCUUGCACCUUAGCCUUAUUGAAGAUAAUGAUGGUGGAGAUCCUGAAGAAGAUGAAUUAAGAAAAGCGCUAAGAUUGAGUUUACAGGAAGAAGAUAGGCAGGAAAAUUGUGAAGAUGAUGAUGAUGAAGAAGUGCAGUUACGGAAAGCAAUCGAAAUGAGUUUAGAAUGUAAAUCACGUACACCAUCUGUGCCCAGUAGUCCAUGUGAUCCCGAAGAAGUUCGGGCCAGAAGAUUAGCGUUUCUAAAUCGGACGCAAAAAAUGUAGGAUAUUAUUACAUUUGUUUUACUUUUCUUUCUGUCAUAAAAAUGUAAUUUAUUUUUAUACACUGGCUUUAAUUACCAUCACUAAUUAAAUACUGAGUGUUUGUGUAUUUAUUAUUGCAUUUAGUUUUACAAUUACAGUUACUACUGUAGAUAACUAUUUUAUGUUAAAUUUUUUAAUAUAUUAAUAGAA